Gaeumannomyces tritici R3-111a-1 is the source of this 2724-nucleotide messenger RNA. Its product is annotated as AP-2 complex subunit alpha. Gene Ontology annotation, cellular component: AP-2 adaptor complex; membrane coat. Bases 1 to 2724 code for a protein of 907 amino acids. Gene Ontology annotation, molecular function: clathrin-cargo adaptor activity. The transcript has 4 exons. The record is from RefSeq and is a predicted model, not a curated record. Lineage: Eukaryota; Fungi; Ascomycota; Sordariomycetes; Magnaporthales; Magnaporthaceae. Gene Ontology annotation, biological process: intracellular protein transport; clathrin-dependent endocytosis.
AUGGCGUCCACGGCGGCCGGCUUCCUCGGCCGCUCGAGCAGCAGCAAUGCCAACAUGCGCGGGCUUGUGCAGUUCAUCGCCGACCUCCGCAACGCGCGCGCGCGCGAGCUCGAGGAGAAGCGCAUUAACAAGGAGCUGGCCAACAUCAGGCAAAAGUUCAAGGACGGCAGCCUGAGCGGCUACCACAAGAAGAAAUACGUCUGCAAGCUGCUCUACAUCUACAUCCUCGGCUGGAACGUCGACUUUGGCCACCUCGAGGCCGUCAACCUCAUCUCGGCCAAUAAGUACUCGGAGAAGCAGAUCGGUUACCUGGCCAUGACGCUGUUCCUGCACGAGAAGCACGAGCUGCUCCACCUCGUCGUCAACAGCAUACGCAAGGACCUGCUCGACCACAACGAGCUCUUUAACUGCCUCGCCCUGCACGCCAUUGCAAACGUCGGCUCGAGGGAGAUGGGCGAGGCCCUCAGCGGAGAAGUCCACAGGUUAUUAAUAUCGCCAACAUCCAAGUCGUUUGUCAAGAAGAAGGCCGCCCUCACCCUCCUGCGCUUGUACCGAAAGCACCCCGACAUAGUGCAGCCCCAAUGGGCCGAGAGGAUAAUAUCUAUGAUGGACGAUAUUGACCUCGGAGUCGCGCUGUCGGUCGCAUCUCUGGUGGCUGCUCUGGCCCAGGACAACCCGGACCAGUACAAGGGUGCCUAUGUCAAGGCCGCCCUGAGGCUCAAGAAGGUUGUCAUCGACGGCGAUUGCACGGGCGACUACCUGUACUACAAGGUCCCCUUCUUAUUAACCCUACCUCCCUUGACAGAGGAUAGCCAUGUUCGCGACCUGAUACGGGAGUCGCUACAGAAGAUACUCAAUCUUGCUCUGGAAACCAACAAGAAUGUGCAGCAGAACAACGCCCAGAAUGCGGUCCUUUUUGAGGCUAUCAACCUCAUCAUCCACCUGGACACGGAGCAUGCACUCAUGAAGCAAAUAUCGUCAAGACUCGGCAGGUUCAUCCAGUCUCGGGAAACCAACGUCCGCUAUUUGGGGCUCGAGGCCAUGACGCAUCUCGCUUCCCGCGCCGACACGCUGGAUCCCAUAAAGCAGCACCAGGAGGUCAUCCUGGGCUCGCUCAAGGAUCGCGACAUCAGCGUGAGGAGAAAGGGUCUCGACCUGCUCUACAGCAUGUGCGACUCGACCAACGCCCAGAUCAUUGUCGGCGAGCUGCUGCACUACCUGCAGAAUGCCGACUUUGCCAUCCGUGAAGAGAUGGUGCUGAAGAUCGCCAUCCUGACGGAGAAGUACGCCACCGACGUGCAGUGGUACGUCGACAUAUCGCUGCGGCUGAUCGCCAUGGCUGGCGACCACGUCAGUGAUGAGGUCUGGCAGCGCGUGAUUCAGAUCGUCACAAACAACGAGGAGCUGCAGGUCUACGCCGCCCAGACGUCACUGCAAUACCUGCGGCAGGACCACUGCCACGAGACGCUUGUCAAGAUUGGGACGUACAUACUCGGCGAGUUUGGCCACCUGAUCGCCGAGGAGAAGGGCUCCAGCCCGAUUGAGCAGUUCAUGGCGUUGGAGAGCAAGCUUGCGGCAACAUCGUCCUUCACGCGCGCCAUGAUCCUUUCGUGCUUUGUCAAGUUUGUCAACCUUUUCCCCGAGAUCAAGCCGCAGCUAGUGCACGUCUUUGACGUCUACAGCCACACGUUGGACUCGGAGCUCCAGCAGCGGGCGUGCGAGUACCUGGCGCUGGCGAGCCUCCCGACGGAUGACCUGCUUCGGACGCUGUGCGACGAGAUGCCACCGUUCCCGGAGCGACAGUCGGCGCUUCUGUCGCGCCUGCAUCAGAGGCACGCAAACACCAGCGACAAACGGACAUGGGUCGUCGGCGGCAAGGACGCCAACGCGGACGCGUCCGAGUUGAAUAUGGUCAAGAAUCCUGGCCUCAAAAGGACAUUCAGCUCCAACGGACCCCCUCAGGCCAACGGCAACGGCAACGGCAUUGCCAACGGGGCCAAUGGGAAAGCGUUGUCGGACCUGAGCGGGCUGGACAUGAACAACAUGGAGAAGCCGACUAAGCUGCCCAACCUGGCGAGUGCGGCGCACCUGUCGCCCGGGUGGGAGAAGGGCUACAACCGGCUGAUGCUCCGGGCGGACGGCGUGCUCUUCGAGGACGGGCAGCUGCAGGUCGGGGUGCGGUCCGAGUACAGGGGCGAGAUGGCGUGCCUGAUCCUGUACUUUAUGAACAAGACGCCCGCGCCCGUCAGCUCCUUCACGACGACGCUGGACAUGGACGAGGGCGAGAAGGACGCGCUGGGCAUGGACGUCAAGAGCCUGCCCGAGAGCACGCUGUCGCACCAGGGGCAGUCGCAGCAGGUCAUCAUGUUCCAGGCGCGGCGGACGUUCGAGAAGAGCCCGACGAUGCGCAUCAGCUACCUGGCGGGCGCGCUGCAGGCCGUGACGGUCAAGCUCCCCGUGGCGGUGCACAAGUUUAUGGACCCGGCCGACCUGUCGGCCGACGACUUCUUCAAGCGCUGGAAGCAGAUCGGCGGCGCGCCCCGCGAGGCGCAGCAGAUCGUCAGCCUGACCCAGGGCGCCCGCGACAAGGGCAGGGAGAUGCACGGCGGCUUCGUCCGCAAGGUGCUCGAGGGCUUCAGGUGGGGGCUGCUGCCGGGCGUCGACCCGAACCAGAAGAACUUUGUGGGCGCCAGCGUGCUGCACACGACGGCGGGCGGCAAGUGA